Molecule: messenger RNA, 1428 nt
Organism: Ilyonectria robusta
Lineage: Eukaryota; Fungi; Ascomycota; Sordariomycetes; Hypocreales; Nectriaceae
Product: Mycolic acid cyclopropane synthetase-domain-containing protein
Exons: 4
Coding region: 1-1428 (475 amino acids)
Source: RefSeq, a predicted model, not a curated record
AUGGGCGUAUCUUUGCCGGCUUUGCCCCCUGUCAUCAGCAAGCCCAUCUCUCGUGGAGCAGAAGUCGUUCGGGGGUCCAUUGGCAGUUGGACCUGGGGACCAGUUUUAGCCAUUGCUAAACCUGCAAUCUUGUCCGUCCUCUCGCGCAUCGAAACGGGAACUCUCUUGAUAGUAGACGAGCCCGCCGGGACGAGAUAUGUGUACGGCCAAAAACUAUCAGGAAAGCUCGAGAGUACAAUCGAACAGAACGGAUUGCCCCGCCGAGCGGAUACCAUUCCACGACUUGAGAUUGUAGUCAAGGACGAUGCGUUUUGGAUGCGGUUGUUCUUGUUUGCCGAUAUGGGAUUCGCCGAAGCCUACAUGUUGGGCGAUUUCGAGUGCAAGGACCUAACAUCCUUCUUCCAGCUGUUCAUUAUAAAUCGCAAUCAGAUGGACAAUGGGACCACUUGGGCUUCCAGCAUGUCUUCGGCAAUCUCAAGUGUAGCCCGAUCAACGAACACGCUCUCCAAUGCACUGCUCAACAUCUCGGCGCACUACGAUAUCAGCAAUGACAUGUUUGCUGCUUUCCUUUCACCGGACAUGACAUACUCCUGUCCCAUCUGGAAACGCCAUGAUGGAGAGGAAGAGUCGUUAGAGGAUGCCCAGAUCACCAAGCUGCGCCGAUUCAUUGACGGGGCUAGGAUCCAGUCGACUGACCAUGUGUUGGAAAUCGGGACUGGCUGGGGGUCGUUUGCAAUUGAAGCAGUCAAAAGAACCGGUUGUCGAGUUACUAGCCUCACACUUUCCAAGGAACAAAAGAUCUUGGCGGAGGAGAGAAUCGAUGCCGCAGGUUACAGUGGCCACAUCGAGGUAAAGUUGAUGGAUUACCGAGCGAUGCCGGUUCCUGAGCAGCCAUAUGACAAAAUUGUCUCCAUCGAGAUGUUGGAAGCAGUAGGCCAGGAGUACCUUGCUACCUACUUCAACUGCAUCGAUCGGCUGCUGAAGAAGGAUGGAGGCAUCGCUGUCUUCCAGUGCAUUACAAUGCCGGAGGGUCGCCACGAGGCUUAUUCCAAGUCAGAGGAUUUCAUCAAUCAUUACAUUUUCCCGGGUGGGUACUUGCCAUCCAUCACCCAGUUGCUGAACCACAUCAGUCAACAAUCCCAGGGAACACUUGUUGUCGAGAAUGUUGAGAACAUCGGUGGACAUUAUGUGAAGACACUAAGACUGUGGAAGGAAAAGUUCUUGGAGAGCUUUGACGAAAAGAUCAGGCCAGCGCUCGCCAAGGAGCACCCGGACAUGACCCAAGAGGGGAUCGAGGUGUUCCGAAGAAAGUGGGAGUAUUACUUCACUUAUUGUGAGGCGGGGUUUGUGACGAAAACUCUCGGCGAUGUCAUCAUCACUGUUGGGCGAGAGGGCGCUUUGGAGUUGAUGGACGGUAUCCCACUCUAA